GAGCGGUAUGACGGCUGUGUGGUCCCAUGGUGUUUAUACUUGCGUACUAUUGUUUGUACAGAUGAAUGUGGUACCUUCAGGCGUUUGGAAAUUGCUCCCAAGGAUGAACCAGACUUGUGGAGGUCUACAAUUUGUUUUCAGAGUUCUUGGCUGAUUUCUUUUGAUUUUCCCAUGAUGUCAAGCAAAGAGGCACUGAGUUUGAAGUCAAGGUGUGAACCACGAGCUCUCUGAGGUUCUGAACCAGCUGUGGAGUCGGGAUACAAACCGUCUCAAACCUGGGACUGACUACACCAUCUCCCUACAGGGAAAGGCAGGUUACGUGGCCCAGGGUAGUAACACUGCCAGAGACAUGGCUAGGGCUCCUCUGUUCGCCUAUGUCAACGAGGGCAAACUGAAAAGCAUCAAGACCUACACCUUGUUCAUGCGUCUCCUGGACAACUAUGAGAUGUCUACAGGCGUGUCGGAGACCGUCACCUCUGAGGAGCUGAUAGAGAACGAUCUCUUCCUCAAUGCCAUUCUGGAGACCGAGGUCAUGAAGUGUGCCCACAAGUACCUGGUGAGUAAGGGUCACUCCCCGUCAGACCAGCAGCAGUUCAAGAGGCAGCUCUAUGACAUGUGGUUCAGACUCUAUCACCGAGACCGCAGUGGAGGUGAGGACUCCUGUGGUUUUGAGCAUGUGUUUGUUGGUGAGUCUAAGAAAGGGAAGGAGAUCACGGGGUUCCACAACUGGGUUCAGUUCUAUCUGCAGGAGAAGCAUGGCAAUGUGGACUACAAGGGUUACAAGGCCCAGGGCAACAGGAACACUCCAGAUGAGGAUGACCACGUUCUGAACCUGCAGUUCAGCUGGAAGGGCCUGGUCAAGCCUGUGGGAAGCUCCUUCAUCGGGGUCAGCCCAGAGUUCGAGGUCGCCCUCUUCACCAUUCUCUUCCUCGCGUCGACUGAGAAGGUGACCACGGCUGUGGUGAAGGUGGACGAGUACCUGCUAGAGAUGGUGGUGUAUCGUCAGGGGCGAUCCAUCGGAACCUCCUACCCCAAACUACUCAGCAGCAACAACAGGGACCUGUAGUGGGGAGAUCUACGCACCCUGAUUCUGAAAUCAGGCCCAAAUGGAACCCUAUUCCCUAUGUAGUGCACUGCUUUCAACCAGGGCCCAUAGGGCUAGUAGUGCACUAUAUAGGGAAUAGGGCGCCAUUUGGGGCUUAGCCAGAAUAAUCUGUCAUGUUGUUUUUGACACCAUAUUGUUAUUAGGUUGUGUUCUCCUCCAUCAAAUCCUUAACCUCGUUCCCAGGUUCAAUUAGAUCCUGGAUCAUUCAUUGUUUGCUCUAAACUAUUAUAUUAGAGAUUACAGUUGAUCCAGGACCAGGAUUGUGUCUCUCUCUGCUACCAGCUCUCCUUUCUGUCCUGAAUAUUCAGUUCUGGUCCUUGGUCUUUCACAAAGCAGAGGGCUGUUUUUAUUUUCUGUUAAGAAAACUACUAAAGCAUUUUGUCAAUCCAUUAAAACCAAGAUUUACCUGAUUGUCGAACAUUA
Messenger RNA from Oncorhynchus kisutch (coho salmon), 1528 nucleotides. RefSeq names its product poly(U)-specific endoribonuclease-C. The transcript has 8 exons. The record is from RefSeq and is a predicted model, not a curated record. Bases 350 to 1066 code for a protein of 238 amino acids. Gene Ontology annotation, molecular function: RNA endonuclease activity. Lineage: Eukaryota; Metazoa; Chordata; Actinopteri; Salmoniformes; Salmonidae.